AUGUCAGCUUCAGAGCCUCAAGGGUCAUCGACAAAUACAGGCGCAAUUGUUGGUGGUGUUGUCGGUGGAGUGGGCGGUGCACUCAUCAUUGUCGCCGCGAUAUGGUUUUUAAUGCGCCAUCGUCGUUCCCAAGUGGCAGCCAAGGGGUCAGACACAAAUCAUCAUUACGCCCAGCCAGGAUACCAUAGUGACACUGGCCCAGAUCAUCAUCAUGAUGUUCCUCAGCAAGAAGUCAUGGGUAGUACUCGGCACCCCCAGGAGCUAUCUGGAAACAAUAGUGGGGCCAAGUCGUUUUCCGAGCUUUCUUAG
This is a messenger RNA of Penicillium manginii, 309 nucleotides long. RefSeq lists its product as uncharacterized. The coding region runs from base 1 to 309 and encodes 102 amino acids. Lineage: Eukaryota; Fungi; Ascomycota; Eurotiomycetes; Eurotiales; Aspergillaceae. The record is from RefSeq and is a predicted model, not a curated record. The transcript has a single exon.